AUUCUGUUUAUAAAGCUGUAGCAAUUUAAGUAAAAUGUUUUAAAAAAUCGAGGUCACUCUUUAGUAACAGGCCGGGUUUAUUACGCAUGCUCCGACUACUGUAGUCCUCACCCCGACAGAGACAAAAAAACUGAAUCGUGGCAGAAUUUCCCGAGGCUGAUGUGAUUCGAUAAAGGAAGUUUGAGAGACGACUAGGUGGGGAGUAGCCUACCAAGCGCAUAAUCUGGCAGCAUUUGGAAUGGUGUGUGUAUUUUCAUGAUCGCUUUCAUUUCAUUUCGUUACCAAAUUCCAUUUCUCUCUUCCAUUUGGCUUCAUUUUUAUUUUGCAAAGGUUUUUUUUGAGGGUUGUAGGCUCAUGCGCAUGCGUCCAUUUCCAAUAAUGCGCAAAACCGAUGUCUAUUAUCGCUAUAUUGAUCCAGGAGUUAUGAAUAUCUAUUUUGCAAUAACCAGUUGUUAUUGUUAUGAUAACGGUAGGCCUAUCAUGUCUAAUUCAUCGAAGGAGGCACAAUCGGAUUGAACGCUCACUUCUUCAAUGAUGGACGCUCUGGUUCGUGUUAGUAACAAGAAAGGACAGGACGGAGUUGACAUUGGUGAAUGACAGCGAGACAGGAUCUCUAACCACGUCCUGCUGUCUAACAUGAAGAGCAUUGAGUGCGAGCUGCAUUGCCCAGUGUGUAAGGAGAUCGUCAAGCAGCCCGUGGUCCUGCCAUGUCAGCACAGCGUCUGUCUGAUGUGUGCCUCCGAGGUCCUGGUUCAAAAUGGCUACCCUUCUCCGGAGCUGCCGCCCGAGCCCAACUCUCCUGCCUCCACCCCCAACACCCGCUCUCCCCACCAGGCACGCAGGCCCAUGCCCAGCAAGGCCGACCAUCGACCCAUUGACCGCGUGCUACGUUCAGGAUUUGGGACCUAUCUGUCGCCGGGGCGACGGCGUAAGGAACCACCCCAUGCAAUGUUAUUUCCAUGCCCGUCCUGUGGGAGGGAGGUAGAGCUGGGAGAGAAGGGCCUGACUGACUGCCUGCGUAACCUCACCUUGGAGCGCAUCGUAGAGAGGUACAGACACACAGUGAGCCUGGGCAGUGUGGCUGUGAUGUGUCAGUUCUGCAAGCCUCCCCAGUCCCUGGAGGCCACCAAGGGCUGCGCCGACUGCCGAGCCAGCUUCUGUAACGAGUGUUUCAAGCUAUACCACCCCUGGGGGACGCCGCGCGCCCAGCACGAACACGUCCAGCCCACCCUCAACUUCAGGCCCAAGGUUCUGUCGUGUCCGGAGCAUGACCAGGAGCGUCUGCACUUCUACUGUAGGACGUGCCAGCGGUUGCUGUGCCCGCUCUGCAAGCUGCGCCGCGUACACGCCGGGCACAAAGUGGCGCCAGUCGCCCAGGCCUACCAGACUCUCAAGGACAAGAUUACCAAGGAGAUGAACUACGUUCUGGCCAACCAAGAGACGGUGCUGGGCCAGAUCACACAGCUGGAGAGUGCCAUCACUCAGACAGAGGCGAACAGCGUAGCGGCACGGGAGCAGCUGUCUCAGAGCGUGAGGGACCUGACUGCCCUCCUCGCCGAGCGCCACGCCUCAUUGACCGAGGCCCUGGAGAGGGCGAGGCAGAAGCGGGGCGAGGCGUUGGCGGGCCAGGUGGCGGAGAGGCGGAGCCUGCUGGAGCAUGCAGGCCUCAUGGCGUUGUCCCAGGAGCUGCUGAAGGAGACGGACCCGCCCUGCUUCGUCCAGGCAGCGCGCCAGACACACAGCAGGUUAUCCACUUCCAUCGAGGGGCUGCAGUGUUUCUCUCUGGCCGCUGAUCCCUCCUUCAGACACUUCCAGCUGGACGUCUCCAAAGAGCUCAAACUCCUCACAGACCUGCAGUUCAUCCAGGCCCCUCUGGCCCCUGUCAUUGACACCCAAAAGACCCUGGCCUAUGACCAGCUUUUCCUGUGUUGGCGGCUGCCUCAGGAAUCCGCCCCCGCCUGGCACUUCUCUGUGGAGUUCCGUCGCCGUGGUGUGGUGCCAGGAGGCGGGGCCAGAGGUGGUAUCCAAGGACGAUUGGCUGCGGCCCGCUGGGGCUGGCAGCGGCUGGAGGAAGUGGGCGGGACCAGUGCUGUGAUUGACAGGUUGGAGAUGGACAGUGUGUAUGUGUUGAGGGUGAGAGGCUGCAACAAGGCGGGCUUCGGGGAGUACAGUGAGGAGGUGUACCUACACACACCGCCAGCACCAGUGUUAAAUUUUUACCUGGACUCUCGCUGGGGUCUCCAUGCCGACCGGCUGGUGGUGAGUAAGGAGCAGCGCUGCGCCCGGAGCGUCCCCGGUCUGUCCCUGCUGCAGGCCGCCGACCUAGCGCUCACUUCCUGUCACCUGACUGCAGACCUGCUGGUGGGCGAUGUGGCCAUCACCCAGGGCAGGCACUACUGGGCAUGCUCAGUGGAGCCCGGCUCCUAUCUGGUCAAGGUGGGGGUGGGCCUAGAGGCCAAACUACAGGAGUGGUUUCACCUUCCUCAAGACAUGGCCAGUCCCCGCUAUGACCCAGACAGUGGUCAUGACAGUGGGGCGGAGGAUUCCCUGGACUCCCCUCCCCCCUUCUCCUUCCUCACCAUGGGGAUGGGCAAGAUCUUCCUGCCCCACGGUCCCAACCAUCAUAACAACCAUGGUUGCCCCGCCAACGGCACCAGCCCUCGCCGCAGCCCCACCAUCUCCAACGGAAACAUCCCCGCCUCCUCGCCUACGGGCCUCACCUACCCCCUGCCUCCCAGGCUCGGGGUGUGCCUUGAUUUCGAGAAGGGUCGCGUCACUUUCUACGAUGCCCACUCGCUCCGUCCACUGUGGGAAGGGCCUGUCGAUUGCUCCGGCCCCGUUUGCCCGGCUUUCUGUUUUAUUGGCGGAGGAGCGCUGCAGUUACAGGAGCUUGUGGCCAAUCGUAUGGCAGACCAGACUCCAGUCAGGAGGGUCACCAUCCAAUCACGUGUCACUAAUCUGAAUAACUAGGCCAGAUUCAAUCUGAAACCACUGCGUAGCGCGCUUGACAUUUAAAGGUAAUUUCCAAUUGUGACAACAUCUGCAACGUUUACCUUGAAUGCGAUCUCCGCAAAUGCGGUGUAAAGGUUUUCUUCCAGGGGUGAAGGAGAGGACCAAAGUGCAGCGCGGCUAGUGUUAAACAUGUUUAAUUAAGAACAAGUGAACACUACAAACAACAAACAAAAUAACAAACCGUGAAAACCGAGACAGUCCUAUCUGGUGCAGAACAAACACAGAGACAGGAAAACAAACACCCACAAAAUCCCAACACAAAACAAGCCUCCUAUAUAUGAGUCUCAAUCAGAGACAACGACUACCAUCUGCCUCUGAUUGAGAACUCACACUAGGCUGACAUAGAAACAGACAAACUAGACACACAACAUAGAAUUCCCACCCAGCUCACGUCCUGACCAACUAAACACAUACAAAACAACAGAAAACAGGUCAGGAACGUGACAUGCGGUAACAUUGCCUUUAAAACGCGCAUCAAACAUCUGAGGUGAUUGAUUGGACAUAGAAUGUAAAGUUAAUUGUAAGCUAUUUACUUGGCCGGUGCAAAAAGUUAGUAACCUCAGAGAUUGUUUUGUAUUUCAUUUGUAUAAGAAAACUUGUUUUUAUUGCAACCAAUAUGCAAAUGUGUUUAACUUUACUACAUAAUGUUUUGGGGUUUGCACAUUUUAUUUAGUCGGAAAUACUACAUUGCUUAAGUAGGGGCUGUCAAAUUACACACACAGCAAUUAUGUAAUGUCUCAUUAUAUCUUUGACACUUGCGCUAUUAACCACACUAUACUGUAUAUAUUUACAGUAUAUAUGUUUAUAUUUACGCAAGAACAUAUAUAGUUUAGAAACACUUUCUCGGUCAUGUUAUGUCUGGGUGUUCAUCUAUGUCAGGGGUAUUCAAAUCUUACCCUCCAAGGUCCGGACUACUGUUGGUUCCCGUUCUACCUGAUAAUUCAUUCCACCUACCUGGUGUCCCUGGUGGAACUGGCUUUGAGGUCCAGAUUUGAAUUUGAACGAUCUAUGUUUUUUGAUACUUCAUGUAACAGGUUCCCCUUCAUUGUGUACUAACACUUUUUACACAUCUACGUCUGUGCAUCUCCAAUGGUAAAAAGUCCUGACUGUUAUUGAAAUCUUCCCACUCACUCCAUCACAACCCUAACCAAAGUGAUUUCUCUGGACUAAAUACUGUUGUAAUUGAGUAGACAGUAGAUUUAGUUAGGAGGAUAACAUGAACAUGAGGCAACACUGUAAUGAGGAACUGAAUGACAUGCUUCGGCUUCAGCCACCUUUAUCACUUGCUUCUUGAUUAAUACGUUUGUGCAUUGAUUGUUUUUCCAAUGUUUAACUUCUGCAGUGUGUGCGUGCGUGUGUGUGUGUAGGAGAAGGAGCGAGAAUGCAGUAAUUAACUUGUCUGAUAAUUAUAUUGAUCACCAUUGGCUAAUGAUAAUUUUGGCUUUUAGGGAAUAUUUUGGAAUAUUUCAAAGUGGGCUUGAUUGUAAAUAAUGAGCAGUGCUCCUUAUGAAUGAUAAGCUUUCUGGAAAUGUAGGCUGUAUCCGAAAUGGCACCCUAUUCCCUAUAUCGUGCACUACUUUCGACCAACUCGAUUUUGGGACGCAGACGAAAUGUAGACUUCUCCUGCUGGCAGAAUGUUUGUAAAAAAUAAAAAACAUAGACCAACAAUUAACUCUAAAUAAACACAAAUUCUGAAAUUAAGAAAAACCUGUCCUCCUUAUUGUUAUGGGUGGUGGUAGUAGUAGUAGUCAAACCAGCUUCAGUUCAUUGUCCUUUGCAUCUGUAUGUGUCACAUUUUCUGAGUUACUUUCAUGUCAAAACAGACUCUAGCCAUUCACUUUUUAUUUAACAUUUAACAUUUUAUUUAACCUAUUUUGUGAGGGGAACCUAAAAACUGCAUAGGGGUGACUACUGCAAGUAUUUUGACCAAUGAUGUACAGUACCAGUCAAAAGUUUGGAAACACCUACUCAUUCCAUGGUUUUUCUUUAUUAGUCAUAUUUUCUAGACUGUAGAAUAAGAGUGAAGACAUCAAAACUAUGAAAUAACACAUAUGAAAUCAUAUGUGUCUUGAAACACAGGCACGGCACUACUGGUACCAUAAUUUGCCUCAUAACGCCAGCCGGGCCCAGUCACUAAUUGAGGGACAAAUCAAUCCAUGAUUCACUGAUUAAAUAAAGUACAUUUAUUUGAAAUUCA
Salvelinus fontinalis (brook trout) is the source of this 5209-nucleotide messenger RNA. RefSeq names its product tripartite motif-containing protein 46-like. Lineage: Eukaryota; Metazoa; Chordata; Actinopteri; Salmoniformes; Salmonidae. The transcript is spliced from 13 exons. Bases 637 to 2970 code for a protein of 777 amino acids. Gene Ontology annotation, molecular function: protein binding; zinc ion binding. The record is from RefSeq and is a predicted model, not a curated record.